CAGUUGAAGUUAAAAGGUUGACAAAAUGCCGUUCUUCAUUAAAUCAGGACGUGGAACUUCACAAGGAAAUCGAUUUGCCAAGGGAGGAUCUAAACGGAAAUUUUCACAGAACAAGGAUCCAGGAUCUAAGAAAAGACUGAAACGAGAGGAUGAAGAAAUUGAAAGUGAUUCUGAUAUUGGAAGUGAUGUAGAAAACAACAACCGUAAGAUUGGGUAUGAAUCAUCAUCAGAGGAUGAAGAAACUGCAGAGGAAAAGAAACUACGACUUGCCAAACAGUAUCUCGCACAAAUAGAGGCUGAGGAGGCAGAGAAAAGGGAUGAUGAUGAGGAAAUCAACAGAGAUAUUGUUUCUCACAGAUUAAAGCAGGAUAUUCUUGAACAAGCAGGAAGACUUCAGAGACAAGUAGCCGACAAUUACCAGGUGCCUACAGUGGAUGACAUUACAGUUUUGAGAGGUCAUCAACUAUCGGUGACGUGUGUGGUUAUCUCCCCUGAUAGCCGCUACCUAUUCACAGGCUCCAAGGACUGUUCCAUUAUUAAAUGGGACAUUCAAAGGAGGAAAAAGGUUGCUGUGAUAUCUGGAGGGAGGAAAGGCACAGAACAGUCACAUGUGGGACACACUGAUCACAUCCUAUGUUUAGCAAUAUCAUCGGACGGCAAAUAUUUGGCUUCUGGUGGUCGGAAUAAAUUAAUUCAUAUUUGGAAUCCCGAUGAUUGUACACAUAUUCAUUAUUUCCCAGGCCAUAAGGAUACCAUAUCAAGUUUAGCCUUCAGGAAAGGAACCCAUCAACUUUUUAGUGCGUCACAUGACCGAUCUGUGAAAAUCUGGAAUGUGGAUGAUAGAACAUAUAUAGAAACACUGUUUGGCCAUGAAGACGGCAUAACAUGUGCUGACAGUCUGAGUCGUGAUCGAGCAAUCACCUGCGGAGGCCGUGACGGCAGCAUAAGGAUUUGGAAGGUUGUUGAAGAGUCACAGCUCGUGUUUCACGGACAUAGGGGAUCAAUUGAUUGUGUGGCCUUAAUCAAUGAGUCUAACUUUGUAUCAGGGGCUGAUGAUAACUCUAUUGCAUUGUGGGUAGUGGCUAAAAAGAAGCCUCUAGUUACAUUUCACAAUGCCCAUGGCAGAGAUGAUAAAGAGGAUGAUGAGAAAAUACACAGCACAGUGACUUCGUCAGAGAACUGGAUCACAGCCUUAACAUCACUCCAACACACAGACCUCAUAGCAUCUGCAGGUUCCAAAGAUGGCUGUAUUAGGUUAUGGAAAGCAGGAGAGAAUAUGAAGUCCUUAACCCCUUUAUUUACUGUCCCAGUGAAAGGCUUUGUCAACUCGCUGACAUUUUCCAAAGAUGGAGACAUGUUAGUGGCAGGUAUUGGACAGGAACACAAACUAGGAAGAUGGUGGAGGAUCAAAGAAGCUAGGAAUGGUGUUGUGAUCAUCAGACUUAGAAAUAAGUCAUCGACAUAGGAACAACAUCCUCAAAAUUAUCACAGACAAUUUUCUCAUUAGUUUUAUACAGGAAUAAUAAAGACUGACUUCACCAUCAAGCUGAAAUCGAAAAUUGUGCUGUUUUUCUGAUAUUGGAACAAGUGAAAUGGACAUAAAAGUUCUAACAAUUAAAAAUUAUGGAAUAAAAAUUGUAUUCUGUGUUAUAGGUCAGAAAGUAAGAAAUAAAUUUUAAGUAGAGUACACAGGAAGUUAUGCAACACUGAAAUAAAAAGACAGGAAAUUAUGUUACUGUGCCAAUUGACAGGAAGUUAUGUUACUGUGCCAAUUGACAGGAAGUUAUGUCCAAUGAAACGGUACACAGGAAGUUAUGUCAUACUGAAACAGUAGACAGGAUGAUAUGUUAAUAGUUAUGAACAAGAAGUUAUGUCAAUCUGUAACAAUAAACAGGAAGUUAUGUCAAACUCUAACAAUAAACAGGAAGUUAUGUCAAUCUGUAACAAUAAACAGGAAGUUAUGUCAAUCUGUAACAAUA
Messenger RNA from Ylistrum balloti, 1979 nucleotides. RefSeq names its product U3 small nucleolar RNA-interacting protein 2-like. Gene Ontology annotation, molecular function: protein binding; snoRNA binding. Bases 26 to 1465 code for a protein of 479 amino acids. The transcript is spliced from 14 exons. Gene Ontology annotation, cellular component: small-subunit processome. NCBI's taxonomy places the organism in Eukaryota, Metazoa, Mollusca, Bivalvia, Pectinida, Pectinidae. The record is from RefSeq and is a predicted model, not a curated record.